AAGGCAUUGCUCCCUUUGCUCCGGUUUGCUGGAAGGAGACGAGGAGGAAGAUACAGCCGACCAAGGAUGGCUUCUUGCCGGGUGGCUCGCGGCUUGUGGCGGGGCUGCAGCCGGAGGUUUAUUUCUACAGCUCCUGCUUCUCAACUUUCAACUGCUGAGAUUGCUCAGAUGCGCAAUGAACUCUACACAAAGGAGAGAGAGAGACAGUUGUCUCUUUAUCCACGCAUUGAAAAGAUUGAAGUAAAAUAUGUUGGCAAAUCUCACCCGGGCACUGUGUUUGUAAUGAAUAAAGGCUUUUCCACGCCAUAUAGCUGUGCUAUGCAUUUAAGUGAACUGCACUGUAAGAAAUCUGUCCUUGCCCUUGUGGAUGGGGAAUUCUGGGAUAUGAACAAGCCUUUGACUAAUUCAUGUGAAAUAGAGUUCCUUACAUUCAAAGAUGAAGAUCCAGAGGAAGUAAACAAAGCUUAUUGGCGCUCUUGUUCUAUGCUAUUGGGCUAUGUAUUAGAACAGGCAUUUAAGGAAGAAUACUCAACCAUCCUUGUUAGAGCUCCAGAAGUGCCAGUGAUCUCUGGAGCUUUCUGCUACGAUGUAAUCUUGGACAGCAAGCUCGAUGAUUGGAAGCCAACUGAGGAAAGUCUUCGAUCUUUUACAAAGGAUAUUCACAAACUAAUUCACCAAGAUCUUCCAUUUGAAACCCUGGAUGUGGAUGCAAAAGUGGCACUUGAAAUAUUUCAACAUAACAAGUACAAACGGGAUAUGGUUGAACAGAAAGCAUCACAAAAUUCUGAACGAAUAGUAAAACUGCACAGAUGUGGUAACUUUGUAGACAUUAGUGAAGGCCCUCAUAUUCCCAGAACUAGCUUCUGUUACCAAUAUGAAGUGACAGCAGCUCAUAAUCUUCAAAGCAGCCAGUCUGAACUUAUACGGAGAUUCCAGGGUCUCUCUCUUCCAGUUGCCUUGAAGCUUCAACAUGCUGUGUGGUACAGAUUGCGGGAAAGAUCACGGAAACUAGUCAGUGAAGAUGAACAAAAACAAGAUGGAGACAAACAUUGCACCUCAAAUACUGAAUCAGUCUAAGUAUUUCAUAUUUGCACAUGGAAAAUAAUACUGAAUUAAAUCAAGAAUUUUUAAA
This is a messenger RNA of Anolis sagrei ordinatus, 1132 nucleotides long. It is a transcript of the gene MRPL39, whose product is annotated as mitochondrial ribosomal protein L39. Lineage: Eukaryota; Metazoa; Chordata; Lepidosauria; Squamata; Anolidae. Gene Ontology annotation, molecular function: RNA binding; nucleotide binding. Gene Ontology annotation, cellular component: mitochondrion. The record is from RefSeq and is a predicted model, not a curated record.